Messenger RNA from Rhagoletis zephyria (snowberry fruit fly), 1447 nucleotides. RefSeq names its product D-beta-hydroxybutyrate dehydrogenase, mitochondrial. Gene Ontology annotation, molecular function: oxidoreductase activity. The record is from RefSeq and is a predicted model, not a curated record. Gene Ontology annotation, cellular component: intracellular membrane-bounded organelle. Gene Ontology annotation, biological process: steroid metabolic process. NCBI's taxonomy places the organism in Eukaryota, Metazoa, Arthropoda, Insecta, Diptera, Tephritidae.
UUAGUAUGCGGUGGCAGUUGUACGAGGCGACUCAUAACGUGAUAAUCGGUCGGCCGGCCGAACCGCAAAAAACCCGAAACUUUCGGAAAAUAAUUGAAAGCAAAAUAUUUUAUUGAAACGAAUUUUUAAGACUUAAGCUUUUCCCGAAGUGACACAUAUUUUACGCGCUUUGGUUGGUGGCAUACAAACAUAGUUAUUUAGUCGGAAACAGCAAAAAUGCAAGUUUUCGAUAAUACCAUGCGCCGUGCAUCACGACGCGCCUCACUGCGCCGCGGCUCCAUAUCAGUGUUGCCACAGAAGUCUGCCGAAAUUCCAUGGGAUAUUUUGGAGCGUCUAUUCAUGCCAUUCCUGUUCUGUCAUGCUGCCGCAUUGAUAAUCUCAACACUACUGCAUGCAUUGGAUAUUUCACAUAUCUCCACAUUUGCGGUGUUUGUUUGGUUUGCGCUGUCCACAAUUGGAGCGGUGCUAUUCUAUCAUUUCGUUAAGGUUUCCUCCUAUGGCAAAGGUGUGCUUAUCACUGGCUGUGAAACUCCCAUCGCCUGGUAUUUGGCUAAAAAGCUCGAUGACUUAGGCUUCACCAUUUAUGCUGGCUUCAGUGUACCCAUCGAAGAAUCGGAUGAGGCGAAAAUCUUGAAGGAGGAAACUUCCGCUCGUUUGAAAUUGUUGCAUUUGGAUGUUAGCUCAGAAAAAUCGCUCCUCGAAGCUGCUGUCUACAUUUCCGAGCAUUUACCCGAUGGCGCUUAUGGCUUGUGGGCUGUGGUACAUUGUGCUCACUGGGUUGCUUUGGGUGAGCUUGAAUGGAUACCAUUUGGUGUAUUGCGCAAGUCAUUGGAUUUGAAUUUGUUGGGUGCCGCACGUUUGACCCAGAUUAUGUUGCCACUAAUUCGCCGCUCGACGGGACGUGUUGUCUUCCUGACCUCAGGCCUUAGCAAAAUCCCUGCACCUGUACGCGGCAUUCAGAGCGCCACUCAAGCGGCUAUUGAAAGCUUUGCCGGCUGUUUGCGUCAGGAGAUGCGUCAACGUGGUGUCGAUGUGUCUGUGGUGGCUGCCGGUGAAUUUGCGCCCGGCAACGGUUGGCUAAAUGAGACAGAAUUGCGCGAACAGGCUAAACAAAUGUGGAGUCAAUUGACCUCCGAACAGAAAAAGACUUAUGGUGAAGAUUAUUAUGAAGCUGCUAUGACCUCGUUGGAAAAGUACUCGCGAGAGACUGCCGAUAUUCAACCCGCUUUACGCGUUCUGAUCGAUGCCGUCUCGCGCACCUUCCCCAUGGCACGCUACACUCCGGUAACCGCACGCGAAAAGGUACAAAUUUUCUUAGCCGAACACUUGCCUACUGCAUUGUAUGAAAUCAUCUUUGCCGAACCUAAAAAGCGGGUGCGUCCACAGGGUGCAUUUUAAGCUCAAAAUCAUUAACGCGACAGCAACUGAAAUGGCAAAAUGAAUAAAA